Messenger RNA from Acanthocheilonema viteae, 738 nucleotides. The record is from the annotation of a GenBank genome assembly. Lineage: Eukaryota; Metazoa; Nematoda; Chromadorea; Rhabditida; Onchocercidae.
AUGACUGAGUUAGCAAGUGAUAUGGAGAAAAUAAUAAGACUUUCUGAAUCAACCUACAGCGUGGCGAUUUCUCGUUGUUUGCAAAUAUUUGAAUCUGGUGGUAUCGUUGCGUUACCGACGGAUACAUUAUAUGGCGUGGUUACAACAAUGUCAACUGCUAAUAAACUGUAUAAAUUGAAGCGUCGUAGUCAUUUAAAACCUCUUGGUUUAUUUGUUAGCAAUGUUCAGGAAAUUCAAAGGUGGUGUCGUCAAACGAUUGAAAAUAGCCAACUGAAGGCAUUAUUACCGGGACCAGUAACGUUAAUUUUUGAACGUUCUACUUCCCUUCCAAGCACUUUCAAUCCAAAACAUAGAACAGUUGGUAUUCGAAUUCCUGAUCACGAUUUUGUUCGUUCAUUGAUGACUUCCUUAGAUGAUGUUCCGCUUGCACAAACCAGUGCCAAUAUUUCCAAUGAUCAAAAUAAUCCAGCAUGCAUUGAAGAUUUCAAAAACUUGUGGCCAAAAUUGGAUCUGAUAAUAGAUGGUGGCGUAGUAUUGAGUCCAGAUGGUAAAGUGAAUCACGAAGGUAGUACGGUGGUAAAUCUGAGCAUCCCCGGCAUGUAUAGCAUAAUGCGAGACGGAUGAACGGCAACGGAGCAAAAAAAUUAUAAACAAAUUUUUAGCGCAAGGAUAGCAACGGAGCAAAAGUUACGGAAUUGGGGACUGAUUAGUUCAUCAGAUGGUGAUUAUGUGCAGUAA